CAUUAGAUUUUUUUCCAAAAAUGGCAGACUCUUCAGAACCCAGACAGCCAUCAGAGACGUCGGUUGAGGAAAAUAAGAAAGGGCUGAAGUAUCUGGAUUUCGUACAAGUGGCAGCGAUCUACAUCGUGGUAUGCUUCUCGAGUCUUUACGAGUACGCAAAAGAGAACGCCGGUCCGCUUAAACUGGGGGUUCAAACCGUCGAAGGCACUGUCAAAACCAUUAUCGGACCGGUCUACGAGAAGUUCCACGACGUUCCCUUGGAGCUCCUCAAGUUCGUCGAUCGCAAGGUUGACGAGUCCAUGGGCGAGUUGGACAAGCACAUACCUGCAUCACUGGUGAAGCAAGCAUCAAGCAAGGCCUUGAUAGUGGUUCACAAGGUGCCAGAGGUGGCUCUAGCUGUGGCUUCGGAGGUGCAGCGAGCUGGCGUGGUUGACACAACAAAAAGCGUCUCAAGGACCAUUUACACCAAGUAUGAGCCAACAGUUAAGGAACUAUACACAAGAUACGAGCCAGUGGCUGAGCAUUACGCUGUAUUGGCUUGGCACUCGUUGAAUUGGCUCCCACUGUUCCCUCCAGUGGCUCACAUAGUUAUCCCCAUGGCUUCUUACUGGUCUGACAAGUACAACCAGGUGGUUUGCCAUUCAGCACAGAGGGGAUGUGCUGUGGCAACAUAUCUGCAGUUGAUUCCCAAGGAGAAGAUAGUUAAGGUUUUUAAAGAGGCUGAUAGUGGGCCCUCUGUUACAACCAAUGGUGAAGCUAUUGCCGUGUCACAGUGA
Molecule: messenger RNA, 776 nt
Organism: Quercus lobata
Lineage: Eukaryota; Viridiplantae; Streptophyta; Magnoliopsida; Fagales; Fagaceae
Product: stress-related protein-like
Exons: 4
Coding region: 21-776 (251 amino acids)
Source: RefSeq, a predicted model, not a curated record